Molecule: messenger RNA, 8377 nt
Organism: Colossoma macropomum (tambaqui)
Lineage: Eukaryota; Metazoa; Chordata; Actinopteri; Characiformes; Serrasalmidae
Gene: snx13
Product: sorting nexin 13
Exons: 26
Coding region: 141-3164 (1007 amino acids)
Biological process (GO): positive regulation of GTPase activity
Cellular component (GO): early endosome
Molecular function (GO): phosphatidylinositol binding
Source: RefSeq, a predicted model, not a curated record
UCUCUAGGCGUCUCUCUUCUGUGUUGCGGUGUCAACAUGAUGCUUUGUUCUCCGAAAGCUUAAUUAAGCACUAUGCUUAUGUCUUUACAUGAGACACUUUGCACAGGGCAGACGAAACAUGAGCAGCCAGUGUGACUGAUAUGCUCGGCUUGUGUACAAUGGGGAACCUGGUCACAGUGACCUCCUACAGAGCCUCAGACGGAGCCUGGGAUUAUGUUUACCUGCACCCGUGUCUGCAGUGUGACCCGGCUGGGGCUUUGCUCAAUCUGAAACAGGCCAGUCUGUCCGUUUGGGGAUGGGGCGGUCUAGGAGUCGUGCUCUUCCUCAUCACAUUCGGACCCUUUGCCAUCUUUUAUCUGGCGUUUUAUAUCUUCUGUUUUGUUGGCGGGGGCUUUGCCGUCACCCUUUUAUUUGGAAAGACAAACUCAGAGAAACACCUAGAGAAGUGCGAACACUCCUAUCUGCCUCCCACACCAACUGGCAUAGCAAAGACUUUGGAUGAGCUGAAGCAGGAGAUAAAGCCAAUAAAGAUUGACCGGCGUCUGACGGGAUCCAACAUCAUCGAUGAGCCGAUGCAACAGGUGAUCCAGUUUGCCCUGAGGGACUAUAUCCAGUACUGGUAUUACACCCUCAGUGAGGAAGAGUCCUUCUUGCUGGAGAUCAGGCAGACAGUGCAGAACGCUCUCGUCCAGUUCUCCACACGGUCCAAAGAGGUGGACUGGCAGCCUUAUUUCACCACCAGACUGGUGGACGAUUUCGCCACCCACCUCCGCAUCUUCAGAAAGGCCCAGGAGAGGCUGAACGAGAAAGACGACCCCAAACAACGUGAUGCCCCAGAGGAGCUGCUGGAUGCGUUCUUUGAGGCCGAGGUGGAGAUGGAAAGGAAGAUCUGCAGGGACAUGGUGUGUACCUCCCACAAGGACGAGGAAGGCUUUCUGCGGGAUCUGUGCGAGGUGCUGCUGUAUCUGUUACUACCUCCUGGAGACUUCCACAACAAGAACAUGAGAUACUUCCUCAGGGAAAUUUUGGCGAGAGGAGUUCUGCUACCGCUGAUUAACCAACUGAGUGAUCCAGAUUAUAUCAAUCAGUUUGUCAUCUGGAUGCUCCGGGACUCCAGCUGCAACUACGAAGCCUUCAUGAACAUCCUUAAGCUGACAGACAAGCCUGCUGAACUGGAGGCCGUCAAAGACAAAGUGCUGGAGGAACUCCAGUACCUGCGAUCAUUAGAUACUGCAGGAGACGAUAUCAAUGUGAUAAAGAAUCAAAUCAACAGUUUACUGUUUGUGAAAAAAGUCUGCGAAACUAGGAUACAAAGGCUACAAUCAGGGAAGGAAGUUGAUGCUUUGAAACUUGCUGCAAGUUUUGGGAAGCUGUGUAUAAUCCCAUUGGAUCAUAUCUUGGUGCACAACAUAGCUCUGCAGUUCUUUAUGGACUACAUGCAACAGAUGGGGGGCCAAGCAGACCUGUUCUUCUGGCUGACAGUAGAAGGUUACAGGGUGACGGCUCAGCAGCAGCUGGAGGUCAUGCAGAGCUGGCAGAAGGACGGCAAGAAACAGAGCAGCCAGACGAAAGGCUUGCUGAAGGCGGCUGCGCUGGGCGUCUAUGAACAGUACCUCUCUGAGAAGGCCUCACCGAGAGUGCAGGUGGACGAGGCCUCCCUGGCCAGACUGACCGAAAAACUCAACAAAGAGGAUCCAACCCCAGAGAUAUUUGACGACAUUCAGAGAAAGGUGUAUGAUAUGAUGUUGAGGGAUGAGCGGUUCUACCCAUCCUUUAAGCAGCAUCCUCUGUACGUGCGCAUGCUGGCUGAGCUGGACAUGCUGAAGGAGCCGAGCUACCGAGGCUCAGACGAUGGAGACAUAGAGUCCUUCAAUGGAUCUCCAACUGGCAGCAUCAAUUUGUCUUUGGAUGACCUCACCAGUGCCGCCACAGAUGAGUCCAUGCAACUACACGCCUUUAUCUCUGAUACUGUAGCUGAUGCUUCUCUAAACCAACUUCCUGUGCCAGGCGUGUGUAAUGACCACGGGAAGACCUACGCUCUCUACACCAUCACUGUCUUCCGCAAGAACCCAGAUGGCAGUGAAGACACAUGGAAGACCUACCGCCGCUACAGUGACUUCCACGACUUCCACAUGCGCAUCUCUGAACAGUUCGAGAACCUGAAUUCUAUAUUAAAACUUCCUGGGAAAAAAACAUUCAACAACAUGGACAGGGACUUCCUGGAGAGGAGGAAAAAAGACCUCAAUGCUUAUUUGCAGCUACUUCUGAAUCCAGAGAUGGUGAAAGCCUGUCCCACUUUGACGCCCUACGUCCAUGACUUCCUGGAGAACAAGGCCUACAGCAAGGGCAAGGGUGACUUUGCACGGAAGAUGGACACGUUUGUGAACCCUCUGCGUAGCUCCAUGCGUAACGUGUCGAACGCUGUGAAGUCACUUCCUGACAGUCUGGCUGAGGGAAUGACGAAAAUGUCAGACAACAUGGGCCGCAUGUCGGAGAGGCUGGGCCAGGAUAUCAAACAGUCCAUAUUUAAGGUGCCGCCCUUAAUUCCAAAGUCAGACAUCGAUCCUGAGCACUGCAGAGUGUCUGCCCAGCUGGAUGACAAUGUGGAUGAUAACAUCCCACUGCGUGUGAUGCUGCUGCUGAUGGAUGAGGUGUUUGACCUGAAGGAGAGGAACCAGUGGCUCCGGAGGAACAUCAAGAAUCUUCUGCAACAGCUCAUUAGAGCCACCUAUGGUGACACCAUCAACAGAAAAAUUGUGGAUCAUGUAGACUUCAUGACGUCUCCUGAACAAGUAGCUGACUAUGUGAAGAGAUUUAGAGAUUCCUACUGGCCGAACGGAAUCCUGGCGGAGACUCCGCCGCGCAGAGACAAGAGCAUCCGCAUGAGAACCAGAGUAGCAGCUAAGACUAUCCUCCUGGGAAUCAUGCCAGACGAGCUGAAGCACAUCAUUGGGGCGGACACCACGCGCAAGGGCAUCCUGCGGGUCUUCGACAUGUUCCAGCACCAGCAGCUGAACCGUCGUCUAGCCUACGUCUUCCUCGAGGGCUUCCUGGAGACCAUGUUCCCCCAGUACAAGUUCCCCGAGCUGUUCGUCAAGCUGCACUCGCGCUCGCCGCGCAUGCGCACCUUCUCGCAGAAAGUCCGCAGCCUGCAGAAGAGGUGACAGAUCCCGGCUCAGCCACUAGGAUGCGCCACUCAUGGAACAGGAGGGACCGGCCCGCAGCGAGGCCGGAACAAGGGCCAGGCCAGGGGGAUGCGGUGUGGUGUGUAUGUGUUUGCGUGUGUGUGUGUGUGCGCGUGUUUCAGGAAUCUGCUUGGAUUGCACACCCCUGUCGUCUUCUCCUCCAGGCCCUCACCCAAAAUCUUCCCUGUUCUUAAUAGAAGCACUGUAUCAAUGCGGCUGUAGCAUAGAGGAUCCAUUUUUAGCAUUGUGGAGCGUUCAUUCAAACACGUUCACAUCUACCACUAAGAGACUGCAGUGCCUGACCUGUAAGGUCAGCAUUCAGUAUUUUUUUUUGUUUGUUUGUUUUGUUUUGUUUUUUUGUUUUCCUUUUUUGUUUUCUUCUUCUUUUGUUUUAAAUUUGGGAGAAAGUUGCAAUGUGGGAAGAUUCCCAGUGGCAGUUGGCAAAGAAGGUCAACCACCCCUUCCACAGAUGUGUUGACCAGAACAUAUACUGUAUGGUUUUAAAACAAGCUAAUAGAGAUUGGAAGGAGGGCAACUGACACCCCUUAAUAUGCUACACUUGCCACAAACUAAGGUAGCUAAGGUGAAAACGAAUCAUUUUAGGGUUUGGCAGGUGGGUUUUAAUUGCACCCUACGUCACCUUUUACCAACUGAAACCAUUUAUAUGUAUGACGACGUGUUUAUAAACGAUUUAAUAACCAAAUAUAUUUGCAGCACUGAAAACACAAGGCUUCUGACGUUCACAGUUAUCUCGGUGGAAAGCACGGAGGGCGAGGUUGAGAACCGAGGACGCAUGCCUGAUUUUCAAACAUGAUCCGUAACCAUGGCGAUAAAAGGGUAAUCCCAAGAGGAAGGCUGAGACCAAUUUCAAAGAAGAUCGUCCAGCAAGUUACGGCGAGAAACAAUGAAUGUUUGAAUUCCUGUCCUGGUGGGAGUCCAAGCAUAUGGAGAUAUGCUUUAAAGAAUGUACCUGUCUCGGGCAAAUUCUUUUCUGUGCUUGUCCAGUUUUUUUUUUUGUUUUGUUUUUUGUUUUUUGUUUUUGUUUUUGUUUUUGUUUUGUUUUUUUAACUCAGUUCAGACACUGGGGUAUGUGUGCACAUGUACCUGUUGUUUUUUUGUUUUUUUUUUGUUCUUUUGAUUUAUUUUUUUUUAAAUACCAGUACACUAUUAGUGAUGUGUAGCACUACGAUGAAACCUUGUUGAAGUCAGAAGUGUGUGCCAGUGCCAGUUAGAAAAUCAGCCUUAAUUCUAUGACCAAGAGACAUGCUAUACGUAGCUUCCCUUACAAAAAAAAAGAGUAACACUUAACUGAUGGGCAGCGCUCAUAAGGCUACACUGUAAACCUGCAUAAGUUAGUAGAAGUCAAAAUAAGUUAAAAAAAUUAAAAAAAAAUCAAAAGUCAGAAGUUUGUGAAACUUACAUGACAUAUGCAUAUCUGACAUUGCCGAUACAUAAACAUUAAUAAAAAUGCAGAAAUUAGGACAAAAUCCACAUAGAUUAGCAUUACAGAGAAAUAAAACAUUUAUUUCUGUAGACUUAUUAAUUCAGUAAAAUGAAUAUAAGCCCAGCAACACUUAAACAUUCAGCUUUUCCUGAGUACAGUACAUUUUAAAUAUCGGUAAAAUCUAAACAUCUGUUAAACAGUCAUAUGCAAAUUAAGUGUUGUUGACUUUCUAAGUGAAACACCCUCCACAGAGAACGCACUUCUGCACAUUUUAAUGCACUGUGAUACUGUUUAUUUGCUAAAAUUGACGUAUUGCAGAAAAAAAAACAUAAAAUGUGGCAAGUUAUAGCACCUUUUAUAUUUUUUAUUUUUUCCCCAAUAUAUUAAACUCAGCAAAUAAAUUGAAAUUGUACAUUAAAAUUUGCAGAAAAGUGUCAUAUUUAAGCUUAACUUGAAUAUUGUGUUCAAGCUUUUGCACACAUCUCUAUCACUCAGUGUAAUUAAGUCAGUGUAAUUAAACCUUUAAAGUAAUUACAACUCAAAAUUACAUGAGUGACUACUUUAAUAUUCUGUGGCUGCUGACUGCCUUAAAUCUGUUCAGUACUACUAACUCUAACAGGACCUGAAUGGACAUUAGACUUCUUAAAACAUUCAAGCUGCGUUCACGUCUGUUUUCCACUACACACCUUAAAAAUGUUUAAACACUGUUUUAGAAAAGGCAGUGGUUCUAUUUAGUUCUAUAUAGAACCAUUUCAUGCUUAAAUUGUUCUUGGCAUGGUGAAAUGGUUCUUCACAUUGAUGGAGAAUGUGUUGUAACUGGUUCUAUGUAGAGCCUUUUUGAAAAUGCUUCUGUAUAGCACCAAACAGGGUUCUUCUACUGUUACAAGCUUGACAUUGUAACAGCAGACCCCUUUUUGAUGCUAUAUGGAACCUUUUCGAAAAUGGUUCUGUAUAGAACCCUAUACACAUUCUCCAUCAAUCUGAAGAAUGAUUUCACCAUGGAAGGAACCAUUUAAGCUAGAACCAUUGCCUUUACUGAAGAACCUUUGAAGAAUCGUCUCUCUUAAGUACGUGAACGUUGAUAUCAAAAAACAUUUAUUGGAUCUUCACCAUAAGUAACAAACGGCUGGUUACAAAACGCUCAGAAUUGGUUUGGUCUGCUUAUGCGAGUCCAAUCAAAAGCUGAUUGGAUGUACAGCAGUUACAACAGUUACCUUUAUUAUGAGUAAUACAGACUGAGCUGGUAAACUGCAAAACAAAACACUAGCAUGGUUAAUAUAUUUAAUACUAGUAAAGUGAAUAUUUCUGUCUUCUAAUAUGUAAAACUCAUAUUAUUCAGGUGUCAGAUGAUUUGUUUUCAAAUAAGACUCUACUAAAUCAAAAUGUACUACAUCGAUAAGCUCUAUUGUGCGUUGUAAAUUGUUGAAGUUCAGUGUGUAUAUUUUUAGUUUUCUUCACUCAGUCCAGUUAAUACAUUUCAACAUGGAGGUUUAUAGUGUACACAACCCCUACAUAAGGCUUUCGUGACAACUGACAGACACCUACAUAGUUAUUUAUGAAGGCUAAAUGGACAAAAGUAGCCUUUUUGACUACAGACCCUUGUUGGAAUAAGCCCUUAUAAAUGUUUAUAUAGGUUUGUCAUAAAAGGCUAAUGUAGGUGUUGUGUAGCCUUACGAAUGCUGCACUUCAGUUAAGUGUUACCAAAAAUUGUGCACAAAUAUAUAUUAGAGAUACCCAAAUCCAAAUUUUAUUUUGGCGAAUAUGUAAUUCAUUUUUUUGUGCAAUAUUUUUGUUUCUUUAAUGCAUGUGUUUGAAUAAUUGUAUUCAGAGGCAACGAUAUGUGAGAAUGACAGAAUCCAAAAAUAUUCAAAAAAAAAAAAAAGUCUUCUACUCCAGACAGACUACAUUCCGUUGUUGUUAAUCACUCAGCUUAUGUUAAAGACUUGUUUUAUAAGUCUGGCUUUUGCGUUUUUAAUUUGUCUUACUCCCAGUGACCAUAGUGUUUCCUUCACGAUGGAUUUCAUUCAUCCGUGCAUGGCUUACUCGCUGUGGGAGAAGGAGAGCGCGUUCUGUUGAAUCAGUAGAGAUCGACUGGUGCAUGUGAGCAUAUCAUGUACAGGCAAAGCUGAAUGUUGGGUCUGUUUUUUUUCCUUCUUUUCCAGCUGUAAGGGUUCCUGUGCUUGUGGUCCAGAAAAGGCAGAGUGUGCCUAAUAAUGAACUGUAUAUUAGAUCAUUUCAGUGAUGAGUCAUAGACUUUUACAGCAUCGGACCUGGUGACCCUUCAGUCUGAAUGGAGGACAGUCCAUCCAUAUACAGUACUGUGCAAAAGUUAAACACCACUCAUUUAUUUAAUUUCCAGGAAAAAAAGCGGAAAAACGUCUGUUUUUUACACAGAAGCCUCAACAACUAAAUAAAAUAUUGGUUUUUCAGUAUUUAGUGCGUCCACUCUUGGCUAUUAUUAGUUUCCAUUCUUUUCAGGAGACUCACUUUCAGUUUUUGGAAGAAAUCUGCAGGGAUAUUUUUCCACACCUCCAAAGUUCAGUCUUAGAAGUUGGUUGCAUUUUCCUCAUUUUCACGAUCUAAAUAACACAUUCUGUGAUGUUGAGGUCUGGACUCUGGGGUGGUCAGUCCAUUGUCCAGCUUCUUUGUUUGAGGUGUCCGUCUCCUUUUCUCAGUGAGGUUCUUCUUGACGGCUACACAUCCUUUCCGACCCAUAGCGCUGAGUCGUCUUCUCAAGUGGAAGGAUGGAUGUGGAUGUUUACAGAUCUGAAGCAGCUUGAUUUUUGAUCCUCUCUCUCAAAGAUAAAAGCUUUCAGGGCUGUUUAUCUGACAGGGACAGUUUUGAUGGUCUUCCAGGUUCUACACGGUUGCUGAGUCCCAUUUUCUCUGUAGCUUUAAUCCUUAUUUGAACCCCAGUUUUGUAAUUUACCUUAUUGUCCUUUGACUUUCUUAUGCAAGCAAAUUAUCUUUCAUAAAUUUCUCCAGAAAAAUGAGUAACCUGUACUUAAUGGCUAGAAAUAAUGAAAGUUGGUCUCUGACUUUUGCACAGUACUGUAGGCAGCAGUCGGAUGAUCUCUGGGUUCGUGCUCCGCAGAGUGGUUGCCAGUGCAAAAUGACAUUUUUUAAAUAAAUAGCACUUAAUGUAACUUCUUCAAAUGAGGGUCAAGUUCGGAUGGAAUCCUCGUCCCGCAUGCUGUGACACCGCGUGGCUAUCGUUUGCCGUGAUUGGUCAGCACCAAGUGGUCGUAACCACUCCUAAUUGGUCUGUAAGUGGCUAAUGUCUGCUACGAGUGGCUAUUGAUCAGCUACAGCCUUCUGUGAUUUGGUUAAACUGAUGCUCCGCAGCACCAGCAUCAGCUUGACCCGCCUCUCUUACUGAGUUGCGCACUCCAACUCUACCUUUAAACUCAGUAAAUGGUUUCUCUGUGAUGCAGGACUGCUCGUUUCUGUUUGUUAUUCUGUUUUCUAAAUCCCCAUACAUAUGAAUCUAUGAUGAUUAAUUGUGCAUAUCAGUGUACAGUAUGUGUCAACAGUGUGCCUAAAUGUACUGUCGAUUAUAUUUUCUUAUUUUUCUUUAACAAACAAGAAAAAAAAAACAGAGAAAUCAAGCCGAAUGUCACGGUCGAUUUAAUAGACUGAAAAAGGACUCUAAAAGGGUUUAGAGUGUUUGCAUCAUGCUUCUAAAAUAUUCAUUUUGAGCAGCAGAACUCAGUAUAACACUAAUAAAACUUUAACUCUGACUAACUCA